This is a messenger RNA of Osmerus eperlanus (European smelt), 6777 nucleotides long. RefSeq names its product pleckstrin homology domain containing, family M (with RUN domain) member 2 (gene plekhm2). Gene Ontology annotation, cellular component: endosome membrane. Gene Ontology annotation, biological process: regulation of protein localization; Golgi organization; lysosome localization. The transcript has 20 exons. Bases 557 to 3718 code for a protein of 1053 amino acids. Gene Ontology annotation, molecular function: kinesin binding. Lineage: Eukaryota; Metazoa; Chordata; Actinopteri; Osmeriformes; Osmeridae. The record is from RefSeq and is a predicted model, not a curated record.
AGCCGCCAGCUGGUUGACAAAUGGAUAUAGCAGCGCUUGAAAGCCAGUCUAUCUAGCUUAGCACGACAGCGAGACAGAAAUAAUGGACUGCGUUAGUGCGUAUAACUUUAACUUAUUGAAAUUUGCCUGUAGAAAUACAGUUACAGGUAGUAAGUAAUUUGCUGAAAUAGCCUGUCGGCGUCAUAAAAUGACAAUGCACCAUCAAAUUAAGUUACUAUCUCUAGCUAGUUCAAGUUAGCUAGCUAGUGCUAAUUAGCUAGCAAGGCUACACCAAAGAAGUGGGCGCUAACUGACUGGUCUACAAGCUACUUUAGCUAGUGCUAGUACUUUUGCAAAAUAGUUAACAUUUCUGCUGUUUGACGGCAUGGUAGACAUUUAUAUAACAAGGCUGUUGGAUAUGUAAUGGUACAGUACAUGUUGCCACCAGUUUUUAUAAAGUUCAGACUAGUUGAGUAGCACUAGCAGGAAGGCUAACUUGCCGCGCUAGCCAACAAAAGUGAGCAACAUAUCAGCUGACAGCUGUGGACUGACAAGACAAGACCAGAGCAAAGCAGUGAUGGAUCAACUCAAAGUCAAGGACCGAAUAUUGGAGAACAUUUCGUUGUCAGUCAAAAAGCUGCAGAGUUACUUUGCUGCCUGUGAGGAUGAGACUCCAGCCAUUCGGAAUCACGACCGAGUGCUGCAGAGGCUGUGCGAACAUCUCGACCACGCUCUUCUCUACGGGCUUCAGGAUAUUUCCUCAGGUUACUGGGUUCUAGUACUCCACUUCACCCGCAGAGAGGCGGUCAGACAGAUAGAAGAGCUGCAACACAUUGCAACCAACCUCGGCCGCAGCCGCGCCUGGUUAUACCUUGCUCUUAGUGAGAGCUCUCUAGAAAGUUACCUCCGCCUGUUUCAAGAGAAUCAAGGCUUGCUACAGAAGUAUUACUUCAAAAAUGCGCUGGUUUGCAGUCACGACCACCUCACCCUCUUCCUCACACUGGUGUCUGGAUUGGAGUUCAUUCGUUUUGACCUGGAGCUGGAUGUGCCCUACCUGGAUGUGGCCCCUUACAUGCCAGAGUAUUACAAGCCCCAGAACCUGCUGGACUUUGAGGAGAGGCUUCCCAGCUCCGACAGCCUCUCCCUGCACUCCUUCACCUCCCUCACCUCCACCAACCUGGAGUGGGACGACAGCGCCAUAGCCCCGUCCAGCGAGGAUUAUGAUUUCGGUGACAUCUUCCCCGUGUUGCAGUCUAUGCCCAUUGCAGACUGGGAAGAGGGAGAUCUCACAGACCCGGUCAGCUGUCCUCGCUCCACCGGCUACGAACCGCAGACGGUCAUCGGCGACUCUGUGGCGCUUCGAGCCGCCGUCGCCGCCUCCUCUGUCGUCGUCAAGGUGGCCCCUCCCCCACCUUCCGCACCUCGGAGCCCCACGUUCAGACACAACCCCUUCAACGAGGACUCGGACACCAACACAUCCACCGACGUCACGCCCGUGCAUACAGCCAGCCACCAUGACGCCACCACCGGGGACGACACGGAAAGUACCAGCAACGAGCUGGAGGUCAUCAGGAUGGCAAGACGACGCAAGCCUGCUAAGAAGCGUCGGGGGAAGGGCUCCACAGACUCGGCCAGCAGCCAGCCCUCGUCCUCCCUGGAGCAGGUGGAGGCUGACCUCAGCCUGCAUGCCGCCGGGGAGGCCGAUGCCUGGAGCUCCUCCCUGGGGCCCCUGCAGGACUCCGGGUCUGAGACCGUGAGGAGGAGGAGCAGGAAGGGAACGGGGGAGGAGGAAGAAGGUGAGGAGGCGGAGGGGCUGUUGAGACUGCCGGAAAUGACGGACACCUCCAUGGAGAGCGUGGGUCAGCCCCUGCGUGACGUGAUCGACCGGCUCGACGGGGGCGAGGUGUGGGAACGCCUGGAGGAGGAGGGGGGGGGAGGAGGAGGAGAGGAUAAGAGCCACCACAAUGGGACAGGAGGACCAUGCUCGGGGGAGACCCCGGGCCCACACCCCCCAGGGCAGCAGCCCUUUCGAGGGGAUCCGGGGGGCGAGCCUCCCGAUCCGACUGGAGUCUCACUGCGACUUCUGGCCCCGAGCCCCAACUUCCUGCAGGCCCCCCCGGCCCCCGCUGACUUCUACUGCUUUACCCCCCACAGUCCAGACCCUUCUGCCCAGGGUGGUGGCCACCAUGACACUGCAGGGUAUGGCCAGUCGCAGGCUCUUCUUGGUAGCUAUGAAGGUGAGGGAGAGACAGAGGCUCUGGCAGGACAGAAAGACGUCCUGAAACAGGAAGAGGAAGCAGGGGAGGGGGAAGGAAGUGACACGGGAGAGGAGUUGCAGGUGGUCGUCGAGAACGGAUUGGCUGCUUCUGGAGCGCCUGUGGAGGAGCUUGAAGAUGAUAGGCUAAGUCCGACGGAAGUCACGCAUCCUGCUGAGUUCAAGGUGGACAACAAUCACCUGCUCCUGCUCAUGAUCCAUGUCUUCAGAGAGAACGAGGAGCAGCACUUCAAGAUGGUGAGGAUGAGUACAGGGCACAUGGAAGGAGACCUGCAGCCUCUCUUCCUGCUGCUGACAGACUGUUACAUCUACCUGCUGAGGAAAGGAGCCGCUGAGAAGCCCUACACGGUGGAGGACGCCAUCUCUUACAACGAGCUGGACUACGUCUCUGUGGGUCUGGACCAGCAGACUGUCACCCUGGUGUGCACCAACAGGCGACGCCAGUUCCUUCUGGACACGGCGGACUCCUCACUGACAGACUGGUUCGUUGCAGCCCUGAAGUCAGCCAUGAUAAAGGGCUGCAGGGAGCCUCCCUACCCUUCCAUCCUGACCGACGCCACCAUGGAGAAACUGGCCCUCACCAAGUUUGUCUCCCAGGAGUCCCAAUGCGAGGUGUCGGAGGUGUGCAUCCGGCUGUACUCCCUGGUGCACUGGGAGGACCCCAUGGACGUGGCCCUGACCCCCCAGGCCGGGCUUCCUGGCUCAGGGGACACCUCCAACACCAAGGAGGGCGCUCUCUUCUACAAAGCUGGAACCGCCUACCUGGUCAUGGAGCAGUGGAAACCUUGUUACCUCGUCCUCAGUAAUGGGAUCCUGUAUCAGUAUGCAGAGAAGACUGACGUGAAGCCUCUGCUGUCAAUCACCAUGGGAGGGGAACACUGUGGAGGGUGUCGUCGCUCCAACAGUACAGAGCGUCCCCACGCCUUCCAGGUGAUCCUGGCCGAGCGGCCUCCCCUGCAGCUCAGUGCAGAUAACGAGCUGGACAUGGCCGACUGGAUGCUGGUGCUGUGCCAGUCCGUCUCCAAAGGGAUGAUCCCUCAGGGUGUGCCCCCCACCCCCUGUAUCCCGUGCUGCCUGGUGGUGACAGACAGGAAGCUGCUGACCUGUCAUCAGGACUGCCAGACCAGCUUCUUCCGCUCGCUGGGCGGGGCCGAGCUCUGUGAUGUCACCGCCGUCAGCCUGGAGGCCGACAAGGAGUACUGUGUUGUUGAGUUUUCAGUAGACCGGGCCCACUUCCUGCCUUCCUGGGUCCUCUACUUCAGUGGCUGUGAGGAGAGAGACCGUCUGCUGAGGGCGCUAGAGAGCUCCUGGAGAGAGAUCUUCCAGGUGAGCCUCCCUCGUAAGAGUGUGUUGGACCCGUCUGUGCAGAAGCGCUGUGGGGAGGCGCUGGCCCUGAUGAAGAGCGCCUGGCAGAGGAGUGACAGCCUGGCUCGAGGACGCUCCCAAAGAGAGCCCUGGUGCUGACACACUCACACAGGUACAGCCCUGGUGCUGACACACUCACACACAGCCCUGGUGCUGACACACUCACACACACAGCCCUGGGAGCAGACACACACACACACACACAGCCCUGGUGCUGACACACACUCACACACAGGUACAGCCCUGGUGCUGACACACUCACACACAGGUACAGCCCUGGUGCUGACACACACACACUCACACACAGGUACAGCCCUGGUGCUGACACACUCACACACAGGUACAGCCCUGGUGCUGACACACAUACUCACACACACACAAACACAGCCCUGGUGCUGACACACACACACACACACACACAGGUACAGCCCUUGUGCUGACAUGGGAGCAGACACACACACACAGCCCUGGGAACAGACACAUAUACUCACUCACACACACACACAGAGACAAACACACACAGCCCCGGGAGCCGACAGACAGAUAAUGUGGAGGAAGAGACUCCAGUGAUAUAGAGACUCCAGACAAAGGGCUCCCAGACACGUGGCUUCCACAGAAGGGUGGGGGCCAGUACCAUUCCCAUUCAGGAGCUGAUGAUCAAAAUGCCCGAUCGUUGACUUUUCUUCAGUUCAGAAACUCGAUUUUGAAUGUACCGUAGUUGUAAUGGACCCUGAACUCUUUUUGUGGGACAAUGAAAAGCCAUAAGGACAGAGGGAGAGUUGGAGUCUUAUGUGUCAAAUGAAGUGGUGGUAAUACUGUCAUGGGAUGCUGUGAGUUUUGUUUCAAUCUCAGUUCACACACUCCUGGUUUUGCACACAGCAUGUAUGUCAUGCUGAACUACUAAAGACAGCGGUUUUCAACGUUCCAUUUUGGACUAAGAUGAAGCUGCUUCCUUACAGAAAAUAAUGUUAUUUUAAAUGAUAGUGCAGCUGUGUUAUGUUUCUAGUGCGUAAACAUACAGCUGCAUAUAUAGUGCAGCUGUGUUAUGUUUCUAGUGCGUAAACAUACAGCUGCAUAUAUAGUGCAGCUGUGUUGUCAUUUAAAAGAACAUUAUUAAGCUGUACAGUGUUAAUAUAUAAUCUGUCCAUAUUAAGAUGUACUGUUCUGAUUUCAGUUCUCUAUGCCUCCCAGUCUCUAAUAUAGGAAGCAAAAUUAUUGUAGCCUUUUCUGACGAUGCACAAGUUUUGGGAUAAUUGUAUACCAAGGUCAUAUGAAGAAAUGAUAUACAUGGGGUGUUUACAGUUGAUCUGUUACAGCAUUAAGUUAAUCUGGGGGGUGGUUUUUUAUCAAUUUGGUGUACUUGUUUCUCUUUCAAAAACCGGUGGCGUGGAGACGGUUGUCAUAUGGAGGACAGGAGAUGGGCCUGUGUUGUGGGGUGCAUCUUUGCACAACACUGACUGUGGUCUUGAAGUUACAGUGUUUUGGUUUUUAAUGGGUACGAUAAAAUAACUAUGGUUGUGUGGGAAUUAAUACGAUCUUUAAACGCUGCUUUUUUUAAAUUAAAACAGUGGGAGCAAAUAAUGGUUUAUUUGUAUUGUAACUGCUCUAGUACUUGUAUGAAGGGGAUAUGUUGACGUUUACUGGCUGUGUCUAUUGUCUGGUACACGUGUGUGUGAUUGGUGGCCAGUGUGAAGGAUAGGAUUCAACUGGGGUCUUUGUGAGGUUGAUUUUAUGAUAGUCAGCCACUGUUUCAUGUGGGAUAAGUGCUAAUGUUUCUGUCUAGUAUUAUCUGACCAGUCAAAUGGUCUGCAGAAAUGCUCUACUGGACAUGUGGCUAAGGGUUAGUAGUUUUAGUUUUGUGUAUUUACUUGUAUCUAAAAAUGGGUUGUUGGAUAUGCUAGUGUUUCAUAUGCAUUCAGAAAAUGAGGAGGGCUCAUUUUUAACUGAUCACUACAAAGUUAUGGUCUCCUGCAUGAAUCUAUCCACCAUCUUUCUUUUUAUUUCAAAGAUAUUAUCCAUCAUUGCUUCCAUCGCAUGGUCAGAGUGCUUCUAACUUUCUCACAAUCUUACUUUGACAAUGAAUUUAUCUCUGGUGCAUAAAAAUACUUCUUGGUUAAUUCAACUGUUUAAAAAUGUACGUAAAGUCUGUCUAAUAAUCUGGAUUUGAACAAGCAGAGUAUUUUUGUUGGCUGCAUUGCCAAUUUCUCCAUAUAAUGAUGUGGCCUUUUCGAUAAUCUUCUUGAUUGGACAUUAUAGCCUAUAGGGGUACACCAAAUAAAGCCCUGUUGCUGAAUGUGGCCUUAAUCUCCUCUUGGCUAUUGAAACAUGGCUUACAAUCAGUGCUCUUUUGCGGGAUUCAAUGUUAACUUUUUUUCUCCCCACACCGGCCCUCCGAUCAGUACAGUAGGUCUGUGUGUAAGUGUAUUAGCCAACUGUGAAAUAUUAUGACACAAUGUAAGACAAUAAGUAUUUGCCACACCCCUGCAAGUCAUUUCUGAAUUCACUCUGAAUUCAACUGCCCCAAAAUGUUGGCCAUCUAUGUAAAAUAUAAUUCUAUAUAUGUUUAUAUUUGUACACUCAACACUAGUGUGCAACUUGGGUAGCAGUGCAUAGACGUGCUUUGACUGUCAGUGAAACGUGAAUUGUGGUUGUUUGCUGGAACAGCCGGUAGUCCAUGCAGAAAAACCACUAGUGCAACAGACUGAUAGCCCCAGGUUUUAGAACUUGGGGAAGGAUAUGGCACCAAGCAGCUGGCGUCAGUGCUGAACCUGUGUAGCUGAGGCGGUGUGUCAAAGUGUGUUCAUCCAGUGUGUGUGUGUGUGGCCACUGUCAGUCCAAACACAUGUUGUUCACUGAACAUGUUCUCUUGCCCUGAGAAGUGGGAAGCGCCACUUGGUCCCUCCACUGUUCUGCUGUUUUUGAAGGACACUAUUAUCUCAGGUUCAAAAUGGUAUUUCAAGCAGGAAAGACCCAACACCUUAACACAUGUUUGAAAUCUGAUUUGCCUGCAUUUUGUGUUUUUUUUAAUUUCUUUAUUUUAAAAUCUUUACUUUUCUCUUUUUAUGCGGUGUAGUUAUUUUGAUAACCCACUGAUUUCCUUUUUAAAGACACGUCCAGUGUUGGAGAGGACUCCAAUUGUAAUAUAAGUUGACUGUGAG